AUGGGGAACUACAGCAGGAGAGGGCUGCCCGAACCACCUCAAGCCACCCUGCAGUCUGCUCUACCCAGGAGUCUGUACGGCUCUGGCCCCAUCCUGCUGUCACCGGCUGGUCACUACGGUGGCACUACAGCAAGAAAAAGGGGGAGAACAAAGAAAAAUAAGAAGAAAGCUAAGAAGGACAGCGAGGAGGAGUAUGAGGUGAGAAGCAGUGAGUCUAAGAGUACAGAUGAUGAAGAUCCCAGUGAUACCAUCAAUAACAAGAAAAAGAGAGCAGAGAGGCUCCCUGGUGUGAUUGAGGCCACCAGUAAGGGAACCAAGAAGAAUAAAGACCACCAGGAGAACGACAUGGGGUCAAAGGACAAAAAAUCUAAAGACGACGACAAAAAAUCCAAAAAGGACAAGAAAGAGGGCGAACAACCUCGCGAACAGGGAGAUGAAGAAGGGGAUGGCAAAAAGAAGAAGAAAAAGGCCAAGAAAGGCUCAGGGGGGGACAGUGAUGAGGACACCAAAAAGGUGAAAGGCAAAAAAAAGAAGCUGGUUGAGAACUACGUGGAGAUCUAUGAGAAUGAACUACGAAACUAUGAGCCAGAUUCCAUGGAGAACUAUGAGGAUGAGUACCACAAGAAGAAAGUGUAUGAGGUGGUGACCAUCACUGGAGAUGAGAGGGGGGCGGGCACCGAUGCCAACGUGUUUAUCACUCUCUUCGGGGAAUAUGGCAUCACUCCGAAGGUGCACCUGGCUAGCAAGAGUAGAACAGCCUUUGAGAAGAACAAAACAGACGUCUUUAGGAUCAAAACUCAUAACGUUGGGCCUUUGAAGAAGAUACGGAUAGAGCAUGAUAACACAGGUUUGAAUGCCAGCUGGUUCUUGGACAGAGUGGUGGUGACAGAUAUUACCAGACCUCACAUGAGGUUCUACUUCACCUGUAAUAACUGGCUCAGUAAGGUGGAGGGGGACAACCUGUUUGUCAGGGACCUGCUGGGCAGUCUCGACCCCAUGGACUUGCCCAAAUAUAAUAAGUAUGUAGUGAGCGUGUUCACAGCAGAUGUAAAAGGCAGUGGAACAGACGCUGAUGUCUUCAUUAACAUCUUUGGAGAGUUUGGUGACACCGGUGAGAGGCGGUUGGACAAUAAGAAGGAUAACUUUGAGAAAGGCACGGAGGACAAGUUCACUUUAGAAGCUCCCCACCUCGGCAGAAUUAGGAAGAUUACCCUGGGUCACAACAACAAAGGCUCUUCCGCUGGAUGGUUUGUGGACAAGGUGCUUCUGGAUGACAUGGGAAACAAGUCUCUGUAUGAGUUCCCCAUCAACCGCUGGUUCGCCAUCGAUGAGGAUGAUGGGAAGAUUCAGAGGGACAUCCUAGUUGGAGGCAGUGAGCCCACAGGUAUUGUGUACCACGUCCAGGUGGUGACAGGGAAGAUCCGAGGAGCUGGCACCAACUCCAACAUCCACAUGCUGAUGCACGGCACCAAGGGCCUGAAGAACAGCGGCAAGAUCUUCCUGCAGGGGGGUAAGUUUGAGCGUGGUCUGACGGACAUCUUUAACGUGGAGAUAUCGGCCCUCCUCAGCCCCCUCAGCCGAGUCACCAUCGGACACGACAAUGGAGGAGUCAACGCUGGCUGGUACUGCGAGAAGAUAGUGGUGUUCUGCCCGUUCACAGGGAUCGAGCAGACCUUCCCUUGCAGUAAAUGGCUGGAUGAGGGUGAAGGUGAUGGACUGAUAGAGAGAGAGCUCUAUGAGAUGGUCUCACUAAGGCAGAGGAAACAGAAGAAGCACCCCUGGUCUCUGUGGAUCUGGACGUCAGACCUGCCUGGCGCAGGAACAGACGCAUCCGUUUACUUCCAGAUCUAUGGGGAGAAGGGCAAGUCAGACGAGAUGAGACUGGACAACAAAGCAGACAACUUUGAACAGGGCCAGCUGGAUAAGUUCAUGGUUGAGCUACCUGACUUGGGGAAGCUUACAAAAUGUCGCAUCUGGCAUGAAAAGAGAAGCCCUUUUGCAGGGUGGCAUUUGAGCAAGGCAUCUCUGAUGAAAACUUUGACGAAGGAGAAGUUUAAGUUCCCCUGUGAGCGCUGGCUGGAUACUAACGAGGAUGACAACGAGUUAGUUAGAGAGAUGCCUGCCACUGGAGACCUGAUUGCUGAACCCCUGCCCUUGAUAAAGUACCGUGUGACCGUGUGCACGGGGAAGUUUGGCGGCAGCGGGACGGACGCCACUGUCUUCCUCAAUCUGAUUGGUGACCUGGGGGACACAGGCGAACGUACGCUGGUCAACUGCAAAAACAACGUCAACAAGUUUGAGAAAGGCAACAUGGAUGAGUUCAUUAUUGAGGCGGUGUCAAUCGUGCAGGUGCGGCGAGUGCGUAUCGGGCACAACGGGCGGGGCGGAGGUUGUGGCUGGUACUUGGAGAAAGUGAUGGUCAGGGAAGAGGGACAGGCUGAGUCUCAGGUUGUAGAGUUCCCCUGCGGCAGGUGGCUAGAUCGGAAUGAGGAUGAUGGACAGAUUGUUCGGGAGUUGGUGCCAUUUUCAGACGGACAGCGUCUUUACAAUGUUAGCUAUCAUGUGUCGGUGAAGACAGGCAGCGUCAGUGGAGGCAGCUCGAACUCCACAGUUUUUGUGAAGCUGUAUGGGGAGAAGGAAGACACCAGUAAGAUGAUGCUGGUGGUCUCUGACAACAACCUGCGCAACUACUUUGAGGUGGGCCGGGUGGAUGUGUUCACUGUGGAGACAUUUGACAUUGGACAGAUCAACCGUCUGAUGAUUGGCCACAACAAUGAGGGGAUGAAUGCUGGUUGGUUCCUGGACAGUGUCCAGAUCAUGGUGCCGGCCAGUGGGAGUCAGUACAUGUUCCCCAGCCACCGCUGGCUCUGUACGGACGAGGCAGACGGCAAGACCGAGGUGGUGAUCUACCCUAGCGAGAUCCUGGACAUUAAACAAUUGAUGAACUAUGAGAUAACAGUGGUGACAGGUGAUGUGAGCUUUGCUGGAACCAACGCUAACGUUUUCAUCCAGAUCUACGGCGGUAAGGGCAAGACAGAGGUCGUCAAUCUGGCCAGCAGGUCCAACAACUAUGAGAGAGCAACUACUGAGAUAUUCAAGAUAGAAGCCAGCGAUGUAGGAAAGAUCUUCAAGGUGCGUAUCGGCCAUGACGAGGCGGGGAUCGGCUCCGGCUGGUUCCUAGAGAAGGUAUUCGUCAAACACCUAGUCAUGGGCAUGGUGACCAAGGUGAAGAAAAAGGAUGACAAGAAGAAGAAGAAGAAAAAGAAGGUCAAUCAAAUCUUUUUUCAGUUUCCUGUACUUUGUAAUAUCAGACUUUCCAAUAACGCUCUAUUCUAUUCUCAGGAGGAGGAGGAGACAGAGGAGGUGAUGCAGGAGAUAGUGCAGACGUAUGUGUUCCCCUGCUCCCGCUGGCUGAGCCGGGGGGAGGAGGAUGGGGAGCUGGUGGUGGAACUGCUUCCUGAGGAUACAGAUGAGCUGGAAGAGAACACCUAUGAAGUGUGCGUCUUCACCGGGGACAUGCUGGGGGCUGGGACUGACGCCAAUGUCUACAUCAAUAUUUAUGGGGAGAACGGGGACACAGGGGAGCGCCUCCUCCGGAAGUCAGGCAACCUCAACAAAUUUGAGGCAGGGCAGGAGGAUGUGUUCACCAUAACAGCCAUUGAGCUGGGCCCCCUGAGGAAGCUACGCAUUCGUCAGGACAACGCAGCGUCUUACUCCUCUUGGUACCUGGAUCGCGUGGAGAUAGUGGACACCAAGGAUGACACCACAUACUACUUCCCAUGUAACCGUUGGCUGGCGGUGGAUGAGGAUGAUGGACAGAUCGCCAGGGAGCUGGUGCCCGUGGAUGAGGCCUUCAUGAAGAGGGACGAUGAUGAGGAAGGGACAGGUGCAGCCACCCUGGGGCUUGAGCAGAAAGCUAUGUCCACAACCCUAACCCUGAAAAUUAAGACAGGAGAGAAGAAACAUGCUGGAACGGAUGCCAAUGUGUUUGCUAUCCUUUAUGGAGAAAAAGAUGAUACAGGGAUAAUCAACCUGAAGGCGUGUAAGACCCAUAAGAACAAGUUUGAGCAGGGCAUGGUGGAUGAAUUCACUGUGGAGGCUGUGGACCUGGGAGAGCUGGAAAAGCUACGCAUCGGCCAUGACAACUCAGGUGGCUCUCCUGGUUGGUUUCUGGACUGGGUGGAGAUCGACGCCCCCUCUCAGGGCCAGAGACUCCGUUUCCCAUGUGGCCGUUGGCUAGAUAACGGAGAGGAUGAUGGUGCCAUAGUGAGAGACCUGUACCCCAACGAGCUCCAGACUGAACUCUACGUGCCAUUUGUCCCCUAUGAGAUCAAGAUGUACACAAGUGAUGUGUUUGGUGCUGGGACAGAUGCAGAUGUGUUUAUAGUUCUCUACGGCUGGAAGGGCCUCUGCACCCAGCAGAAACACCUGUGUGUCAACAAGAGAGAGAGAAGGCUGUUCUUCGAGAGAGGAGCUGAGGAUAUGUUUAUCGUGGAGUUGGAGGAUGUGGGUGAUGUCAUUGAGAAGAUCCGUAUUGGCCACGACAACAGGGGCACCAACCCCGGCUGGCACCUUGACAGAGUGGAGAUCAGACGCCUACUCAGGAAGGGAAAGGGUUCGGAGACGACCAUCUUACCGUGUGAGCGCUGGUUGGCCAAGUCAGAUGACGAUGGGGAGACGGUGAGAGAGCUCGUUCCCUCUGAUAUUAUCACAGAGAAACUGCUGAAGGAAGGGAAACUGAAACACACAGAGAUGGAGGUGGAGGAUGCCCUUGAAACUCACACCUAUAAGGUGUCUGUGAGAACGGGUGACAUGUACAGAGGAGGGACCGACGCCAAAGUGUUUCUCACCAUCUACGGAGACCUGGGAGACACGGGGGAACGCAAACUCAGCAAGUCUGAGAGCAACAGCAACAAGUUUGAAAGAGGGGCAGUGGAUAAGUUCUCCAUCGAGGCGGUGGAUCUUGGCCAAGUGUUUAAGAUCCAUAUCCGCCACGACAACUCCGAAUUUAUGGGGGCGGACUGGUACCUGGACCAGGUAGAGGUGUUGGACAUGGAAACAGAGGAGGUAUAUAUGUUCCUGUGUGAGCGUUGGCUUUCCAAGAAGAAGGAGGACAAACGCAUCGAGAGAACCUUCUACAUCAAGGAUUAUGAGGGUGAGAGGAACGUUGAUCCAAACAAGAAGAGCACCCAGGCCAAGAUAGGGCUGGACAGAAAUGCAAACAAGAAGAAGAAGAAGAAGGCGGUCGUAGAGGAGGGUCCAGUCAUCCCCUACCACUUCACCGUGUCUACUGCUAUGGACCCUGACGCCAGCACCACAGCCAGGGUUUAUGUCAUCGUCAUGGGACCCAAUGACAUUGAGACGGAGCGUCUGUGGCUGGACCUGCCUGAGGGGAAGAAGAGCUUCGCUGCUGGGACCAUGGAGAACUUCCAGUGUUACGGAACUGACGUGGGAGAGAUCAAGAGGGUGGAGCUGGGUCAUAAUGGGGCAACCCCAGAGAGCUGCUGGUUGGUGGACGAGCUGUCGGUUGCUGUGCCAACCAAAGGCAUCAAGUACAUCUUCCAGUGUAAGUGCUGGUUGGCCAAGGACAGAGGCGACGGUCUCACCGGCAGACUGUUCAAUGUACUAGAUGCCAACAGUAUCAAUAUCGUCCGGAAGAUCAUCUAUGUGGCCACGGUCAUCACAGGCGACACCCAGGAUGCAGGGACGGACACCAACAUCUUCCUGUCUGUGUUUGGAGCCAAUGGGAGCACAGAGGAGAUGCUGCUGCCCAAGAAUGAGGACAGGUUUGAGAGAGGUCAAGAGGACACGUUUAACCUGGAGAUAGAUGACAUCGCUCCUCUGAAGAAGAUCAGGGUUCGCAUCGACGGCUCUGGGAGUCGCCCUGACUGGUUCCUCGACAAGAUCGUGAUGCAUAACCUGACUACAGAGGAGGUGUCUGUGUUUACCAAUGAGAACUGGCUGUCGAAGACCAAAGGGCCCAAAAGGACUAAGAUCUGUGAGCUGGCAGCGGUGGUGGAUGAGGAGGAGAUGGUGGAGAGGACCACCUACAUCAUCCAGGUCCAGACCAGCGACAUGGGAGGCGCGGGCACUGAUGCCAACGUGUUCCUGAUAGUGUUUGGGGAGAACGGAGACACUGGUACGCUGGCACUAAAGGAGGGCGGUAGCAGAAACAAGUUUGAGCGGAAGUCAAAAGACGUGUUCCGCUUCCCAGACAUCCUCAGCCUGGGAGAGCUUUCCAAGAUCCGCGUAUGGCACGACAACAAGGGUCCUGCUCCGGGUUGGCACCUGGAGUACAUUGAUGUGAAAGAUGAGACCAUGGACCAGAAUUUCCGUUUCCCAUGUGGCCGCUGGCUGGCCAAGAAUGUGGACGACGGGCAGAUCAUGACAGAGCUGGCCUGUGCCAACAACGACAUCCUAGACUUCAGUGACAAGACCAAAUAUGAAAUUGCCACUACAACAGCUAACACUGAUGGCGCAGACACCAAGGAGAAUGUGUGGAUCGUGCUGGAAGGAAAGAGGGGACGUUCAAAGGAGUUUGUGCUGGAGAAUAGUUCAAAGAAAAAGAGGUUCCUUUGUGGAGCCACAGACACAUUUGAGUUUUCCUCCAAGCAUGUGGGUGACAUAGCUGGCAUCUGUGUGGGGCACACGACUAAAGACAGCAAGAAGGUGAAGGGUGAGGCCUUCUGGCACGUCCUGGAAGUUGUGGUGACAGAGAAGGGACUUGGAAACAAGUAUUUAUUCCACUGUGAUGCCCAGAUCCCUCUAGCAGCCAAACGGGACAAGUUUCUGACCUUCGAAUGCUUUAAGACCAUUGAGAGCUUUGCCAGCAAGGUCCGCAGCCUCGUGCCCGUCAAAUACGAGAUAAUCGUCAUCACCGGCGACGUCAAAAGGGCCGGAACUGACUCUAACGUUUACAUCACCAUAUAUGGCUCCAAUGGGGAUUCUGGAAAGCGUGCCUUAAAGCAGAAGUUCCGAAACCUUUUUGAGCGAGGACAAACAGAUCGUUUCAUUCUGGAGAUGUUGGAUUUAGGGGAGCUGCUGAGGGUCAAAGUGGAGCAUGAUGGCUCAAGCCACAACUCUGGUUGGUACCUGGAGUGUGUAGAGGUUACCAACACAGCCAACUCGGUGACCACUAUCUUCCUGUGUGGGAAGUGGUUGGACCCUCAGAAGGCAGAUGGGCAGAUACAAAGAGUGCUCUACCCCAAAUACUGACAUGUAUCCAUGUUAACCCUUCUAAGCCGGGGAGGGGGGCCUUACUGCUAUUAGCCCAUAGAAACGCAUUGAAUAAGAGAUUCAUACAUGGGGAAAAAAUUAAUCAAAGGAAGUUUGUUUUAAAGUGGCUGUCCUAUAUCCGAGAGAUAUAACAAAGAUCAGGAUUUUUUAUUUAUUUAAUUUUUUUAAUGUACCCAUAUUUAACUCCCUUUUUUUUAUACACUUAAAACUACUUCCAAAUAUACUGUUCCAUUAAUUGUUUUAACUGGUACUGGGCUACCUUCAGACAAGUCUUGUGAUGCUUGUGGGCGUCCUAGCCAAACUGUUCAGACGAUACAGACAGAAGUUGGCAGA
Salvelinus sp. IW2-2015 is the source of this 7569-nucleotide messenger RNA. NCBI's taxonomy places the organism in Eukaryota, Metazoa, Chordata, Actinopteri, Salmoniformes, Salmonidae. The record is from RefSeq and is a predicted model, not a curated record.